AUGGCCCUAUUAUGUCAUGGAUAUGAAGUGUUUGCACUUAUGACUGACUUUAGUAGCCUGAAUGUGGAGCUAUUAAUCCUUUGCAAUAUAUUUUAUUAUGCUCCAAAGAUGUCAGAGAGUUGGAAAGGGCAGAAGCUGCCAUCUAGGGCAGAGUUUCAUAUUGGUGCCCACGUGACCAAGUUCUUGCGGUUGCAGAUGCUUCCUGCAUCAUCAGAUCGAACCAAUAGUGCUCCAGGCUCUGAUAAGACUAAUCGAUUUGCUCUUCUGUUUGGCACCCUGGAUGGCAGCAUUGGUUGUAUUGCACCUCUUGAUGAACUCACAUUUCGUAGACUUCAGUCUCUGCAGAAAAAGCUUGUUGAUGGUGUUCCCCAUGUUGCUGGGCUAAAUCCAAGAUCUUUCCGGCAAUUCCGUGCAAAUGGAAGGGCUCAUCGGUCUGGCCCCGACAGUAUAGUCGACUGUGAGCUGCUUUGCCAUUACGAGAUGCUCCCAUUGGAGGAGCAGCAUGAGAUUGCCAACCAGAUCGGAACUACUUGUACCCAGAUCAUGUCCAAUUUGAAUGAACUCACUCUUGGCACCAGCUUUUUGGCAAUGGAUUUCCUAGUGGAGCUGUUUCGUAACUUAGCCCAGAAUCAAGAUUGGUCAAUGGCACAUGCUUGUACAGAUUCUUAUGGCAAGACUUUGAAGAAAUGGCAUGGGUGGCUCGCUACUUCAAGUUUUACUGUUGGUAUCAAGCUUGUUCCGGAUAGGAAGAAGUUCAUGGAGGUGAUAUGGAGCACGGGGGAUGUCUACGGUGAUAUGGAAAAAUUCUGCACCAACUUUUCACCACUUCUUCAAUCGAUCCACAAGUUUCUGGUAAGAUACUCUUCAAGCUAUGGACUUUUUUGCUUAGAAUUCCAAAAGUCUUUUAUAAUAUUGGGUUUUAAACUAUUGGGGGUGUAA
Messenger RNA from Ilex paraguariensis (yerba mate), 939 nucleotides. The record is from the annotation of a GenBank genome assembly. Lineage: Eukaryota; Viridiplantae; Streptophyta; Magnoliopsida; Aquifoliales; Aquifoliaceae.